AUGCAGUUGGGUUUCCAUCUCCUCCUCCUGGGGCUCAUGGCCUUCAGGGCUGAGCUGACGCUGGUCUCUGCUCAGAAACGUCCAGAUUUUUGCUACCUCCCUAAGAAGGUGGGACCGUGUAAGGCAUUCACACCCCGUUUCUUCUACAAUUCCCACACCCAGAACUGUGAGCGUUUCUUUUAUGGUGGCUGCCAGGGGAAUGUAAACAACUUUGAAACUCUUGAGAAAUGUCAACACACCUGUGAAAAUCCAGCUGGAGUCAGAAUUACCAUGACCGUGAUGCAGAGUCAGACCCCUCUCAACUGGCACGAGCACGUUCCUGUGAUCUGGACCCAGUGUUGGGGUCUCAAAGGCUGCGGUGUAGACCAAACUCCCUCCUGA
This is a messenger RNA of Euleptes europaea (tarantolino), 381 nucleotides long. RefSeq names its product kunitz/BPTI-like toxin. NCBI's taxonomy places the organism in Eukaryota, Metazoa, Chordata, Lepidosauria, Squamata, Sphaerodactylidae. The record is from RefSeq and is a predicted model, not a curated record. Gene Ontology annotation, molecular function: serine-type endopeptidase inhibitor activity.